CGGUGGUGGUGAGGGUGUGGACGUCCCACAGCAUUCAAUCUACUGGAUAACCUGCUAACAACUUCUGCGCUCUGUAACUGUAUUACAUCGCAACGGACGGAUAUAACUGGCAUCCUCGAUCGUCCCAAAUGAGGGACUGAUGCUGACCAGGACCUUGCUGAACCCCUCGGGUUGCCCUUUUCAUCUGUUCCAGUUUGGGUCGAAGUCUACGGCACUUUCACUGUAAUAAGAGAGAAAACAAGCUGUGACAAUGGAUGAUAUCUUCACGCAGUGCCGGGAAGGCAAUGCAGUGGCAGUUCGCUUAUGGUUGGACAACACUGAGAACGACCUCAAUCAAGGAGAUGACCACGGCUUCAGCCCGCUCCACUGGGCGUGCCGGGAGGGCCGCUCCAGUGUGGUCGACAUGCUCAUCAUGAGAGGGGCUCGCAUCAAUGUCAUGAACCGCGGAGAUGACACGCCUCUGCACCUGGCCUCCAGCCACGGACAUCGAGACAUCGUGGGAAAGCUGAUCCAGUGCAAAGCAGACACCAACGCAGCCAAUGAACACGGAAACACACCACUGCAUUACGCCUGCUUCUGGGGUCAAGACCAGGUGGCUGAGGACCUUGUAACGAAUGGGGCUCAGGUGAGCAUCUGUAACAAAUAUGGGGAAACCCCCCUGGACAAAGCCAAACCUCACCUGCGUGAACUCCUCAGAGAAAAAGCAGAGAAACUGGGGCAGAACUUGACUAAAAUUCCCUUCAAGGACACGUUCUGGAAAGGCACCACCAGAACUCGACCCCGUAAUGGCACUUUGAACAAGCAUGCAGGCAUUGACUACAAACAGCUCUCUCUGCUGGCCAAAAUAAAUGAGAACCAGUCUGGAGAGCUGUGGCAGGGACGCUGGCAAGGAAAUGAAAUAGUAGUUAAGGUGUUGAAAGUUCGUGACUGGACCACAAGGAAAAGCAGAGACUUCAAUGAGGAAUAUCCCAAACUCAGGUUAGAAUUUAAUCCUGUUGUUCCAAGAGCCUCGUUGUUCUGUGCCGUCUUUUGUCUCUCAUUUGUUUGUAAUGUCUUGACUUUGUCCUUUUUAUUAAUUUUUUUUGGGAGUUGCAUCUCACAUGAUGUCUGUCUAUGCCAAAUCCUCCAUGGGUUUGCCUUUUUGUCUGUCUCUUUUACUGUAUCUCCCACUUGGCUCCAUCCCAGGAUAUUUUCCCACCCAAAUGUCCUACCCAUGUUGGGAGCAUGUCAGUCUCCUCCCGCCCCUCACCCUAUCAUCAUCACACACUGGAUGCCUUAUGGCUCCCUCUACAAUGUGCUGCAUGAAGGCACCAACUUCGUGGUGGAUCAGACACAGGCAGUGAGGUUUGCGCUAGAUAUUGCGUGUGGGAUGGCGUUCUUACACACGCUUGAGCCCAUGAUCCCUCGCCACUAUCUCAACAGCAAGAGUGUUAUGAUUGAUGAAGACAUGACGGCCAGGAUCAGCAUGGCAGAUGUCAAGUUCUCCUUCCAGUGUCCCGGCAGGAUGUACUCGCCUGCAUGGGUGGCCCCCGAGGCCCUACAGAAGAAGCCUGAAGAGAUCAACCGUCGCUCAGCAGACAUGUGGAGCUUUGCUAUCUUGCUGUGGGAGCUUGUGACCAGAGAGGUGCCAUAUGCUGACCUGUCCAACAUGGAAAUUGGCAUGAAGGUUGCCUUGGAGGGUCUGAGGCCCACUAUCCCCCCUGGCAUUUCUCCCCACAUUUGCAAGCUCAUGAAGAUAUGCAUGAACGAAGACCCAGCAAAGAGGCCGAAGUUUGACAUGAUAGUGCCAAUUCUGGAAAAAAUGCAGGAUAAGUGAAAAGAAAUCAUCCUCUGCCCUCCUGUACUGAACCGGAUCUUGUACCCCACGUGGUGGUAUGGUGCUUACCAGGAUUGCCUUAAACUCUUACUCCUCUGCUGCAUUCAACGCCACUGUAGCUUCUGAGUUUAAUUCAGCAGCAGUCAGUUCUUUUAUAUUGUUUAUUUUUUGUCUUUUUUCUAUGUGACAUUAAGUUUUUUUUUGUGUCUUCAUUUUUGUCACUGAUCUGCUGAUACUGUCUGCACAGGAGCUUCAUUUUGACUCUUUACCUAUAAUCACGUGGACUGAGUACAAUCUUCUUCAAACUUUUAGACCGAAUAACCUGUGGAGGUCAGCAUGACAGUCUGCUGCACUGCUUCAGUGGAUGUAAGGCCUUAUUUUUUUAACCUGUAAGGAAAGCGCUCCCCUUAAACUGUGCCUCAUAUUAAAACAAAUGGCGUUUUAACUCUUCGCUUGUCUUGUGGAAAAUGAACUGUAUGCAACGGGGCAAGCAUGAGAGAUGUCUGAAACCAAGCAUUUAAAUAUUAUACUAUUCAGCAUAUGUAAAUGAAUGAGUGGUGCCAAUGAGAGUACAAAGCGGUGUUUUAGAUUGGCUGUGUAGUGACGUGUAGAGCUUAGCACUGGUCUCUGUGUGACUUGCUGACAAAGAUGGAAAAACUGCCUUACAGACUUUUUAUUCGCUAAAGCAUAAAUGUCUGUGUUCUUCAGUGAAGUUUUGGGAAUCUUUCUUUCAAAAUGCCUUGCAAGAUAGCAAAAUUUCUAUUUUUAAUUGUUAUCAUGGACUGUUCUUAACAAGAUUUUUCAAAUGUAUUACCAUGUCAUGACCUAGUGUAUUUUCCUUUAAAAUCUUAACAGGUUAUUAUUGGAUUUGAUUAGCUGUACCACUCAACAAGGGGUGCAGCCAGUCUUUUUUUUUUUUCAAGAUGUCCAAACCUGUAAUUGUUACGUUACGUACUUGUAAUCUUCAUAACAUCAGUUAGCUUGUUUUCCUCGUUGUGUCAGAAAUGAACACUGUAAUUUAUUCAUGGAUAUUGCAGGUACAGUUAUAAUUGUCUUUUUUUUCAGCAUGGGGAAGCGCCUUCCCAUAAUCCUGUAACUGCUGCCUUCAGAAGGUGAUGGGACAUUUAGGGCAGUUGUUAAGAUCAAGGAUGUCAUCAUAUUGCUUUGGUCUUCUAGACUAAUUCUGACUUUAUAUUCCAGUCUCAUGGGCUGUUUCUACUUGCCGCAUUGUUUCUGUGCCUCCACCAGCUUGCUUGUUUGUGCUGAAUAACAGGUUGAAGCCAAAUCAAGAAUGAGAUAUACAAAUGUAUGUAUUUAUAUAUAAGUAUAUUAAAAGGAAAAAUGUGA
Messenger RNA from Cheilinus undulatus (humphead wrasse), 3163 nucleotides. Its product is annotated as integrin-linked protein kinase. Gene Ontology annotation, cellular component: focal adhesion; stress fiber. Gene Ontology annotation, biological process: cell-matrix adhesion; protein phosphorylation; substrate adhesion-dependent cell spreading. The transcript has 12 exons. Gene Ontology annotation, molecular function: protein kinase activity; ATP binding; protein binding. The coding region runs from base 251 to 1816 and encodes 521 amino acids. NCBI's taxonomy places the organism in Eukaryota, Metazoa, Chordata, Actinopteri, Labriformes, Labridae. The record is from RefSeq and is a predicted model, not a curated record.